UGUGAAUGAUAGUUAGAAUUAAUUAUUUAUAACAAUGGUGUUACAAGCAGAAUAUGGAUUACGCUUUUUUGGAUUUUUACAAAGACUUUUAUCGUAUUUGUUUAUGCCAAUAUAUUGGUUUUAUGAGACAAAACCGACAGUGCGUAUCCCAUCAAUUAAAAAUCCUUUAUUACUAAAAAGUGCAACAAAAUUAGCCGAAGAAAUUCGAAAACAAACUAUUAAAAGUGAAGAUGUAGUUCGAGCUUACAUUCAACGGAUACGUGAAAUAAAUCCAAUUCUGAAUGCAGUUAUCCAGGAUAGAUUUGAUAGCGCAAUUCAAGAUGCCAUCAAUGUUGAUAAGUUUAUUGAAUCUAAACAGAAAACUAUUGAAGACUUAGAAAAAGAACAACCGUUGCUAGGUGUACCAGUUACUAUUAAAGAAAGUUGUGGUGUAAAAGGUAUGAGUCAAACCGGUGGCAGUUUACAUCGAAAAGGAGUUGUAGCCGAAAAUGACGGAACAUCAGUAUCAAAACUUCGAAAUGCAGGUGCCAUAAUUUUAGCAGUUACCAAUACACCAGAAUUAUGCUUGAAUUGGGAAACAAAUAAUUUAUUAUUUGGUAAAACCGUAAAUCCGUACAAUAUAAAUCGAACCCCUGGCGGAUCUUCUGGUGGGGAAGGUGCGUUAAUGGGUGCUGGAGCAUCGGUAAUAGGUCUUGGAUCUGAUGUGGCUGGUUCAAUUCGCAUACCUGCAAUGUUUAAUGGUGUAUUUGGUCAUAAACCGACUGCUAAAACAGUAUCGAUUGAGGGCCAUUAUCCAACUUCGACAGAUGAAAUGCUACACAAUUUUUUAACAUUGGGACCUAUUACUAGAUAUGCCGAAGAUUUACGGCUCAUGAUGAAAGUAUUAGUUUGUGAUAAUACCUUAUUGCCUGAAUUACGAUUGGAUGAGAAGGUCGAUGUGUCAAAGUUGAAUGUUUUUUACAAAUUAAACGCUGGAAAAUCAAUAGUACAGGUUCAAGUAACAGACGAAAUAGAAAAUAUUACGCUUCAAGCCGCUAAAUACCUUAAAAGUAUUGGUGCAAAUGUUUCAGAAUCAACGAUUAAUAUGCAAUAUACAGUAGAAUUAGGCUGCGGAAAUUUCGGAGCAAUACAAAAUUUACCAGAUUUAUUGCAGAGCCGUGAAAACCCAAAAGAAUAUCGAAAUAUCUUCAUCGAAAUUGGAAAAUCCUUAUUGGGGUUAUCAGACAUUUCAUUGAGCGCUCUACUAUUUCAUUUCCUAUUAUAUGUAAACUUUUUUAUUCCACGAUCAAAAACUCCAUUCUAUCAAAAAGAACUAACAAAUAUGUUAGAAGAAUUCAAGGAUAUGUUAAAAGAUAAUGGAGUACUUUUAUACCCAACUUUCCCAGUUCCAGCUGUUUUGCAUUAUCAAUUAUUUCUUAAAACAGCGGGUGUAUUAUAUACGAUGAUAUUUAAUACAUUAGGUAUGCCUGCCACACAUGUGACAUUAGGUUUUGAUAAGUCAGGAUUACCAAUUGGUUGUCAAGUGGUUGCUGCUCCUGGUCAUGAUAGACUUUGCUUAGCAGUGGCUGAAAAACUUGAGAAGAAAUUUGGAGGAUGGGUGCCCCCGUCAUAGUAUUUUUUAAAUAUUGUAAUAAAUAGCAAAAUAAAUUUAUUUGUUAAACGUAAUUACAUU
Messenger RNA from Chrysoperla carnea, 1672 nucleotides. Its product is annotated as fatty-acid amide hydrolase 2-A-like. NCBI's taxonomy places the organism in Eukaryota, Metazoa, Arthropoda, Insecta, Neuroptera, Chrysopidae. The coding region runs from base 35 to 1612 and encodes 525 amino acids. The transcript is spliced from 8 exons. The record is from RefSeq and is a predicted model, not a curated record.